Molecule: messenger RNA, 971 nt
Organism: Protopterus annectens (West African lungfish)
Lineage: Eukaryota; Metazoa; Chordata; Ceratodontiformes; Protopteridae
Gene: PSPN
Product: persephin
Exons: 2
Coding region: 38-631 (197 amino acids)
Molecular function (GO): growth factor activity; receptor tyrosine kinase binding; glial cell-derived neurotrophic factor receptor binding
Source: RefSeq, a predicted model, not a curated record
CACUCCUUUAUCUAGUUUAUCUAAUUUCAAGUUUGUGAUGGACUUUCUUUUCAAAAUGAAACUUCUAUUAGCUUUGUCCACCUUUAUUAUGCUAAAGGGAAUGCGCCCCCAGACUGAGGAAGGCCAAAUGCCACUACAGGUUAAAAGCAAGGUAACUCGACUGGACAUAUUAUUAGGUCACCACAAGAACUCCUGGAAGAGGCCCACAUUUGCUGAGAUACACAAAACUGACCAAAAGGUGCUGCAUUCCCCAGUUCUGGUAAUGGCUAGUUCAAGAAUGGCACGAUCCCUCAGAAAGAGGCGAGCAGCCCGGGACAGGGCAGAAGAACGUGAAUGCCGUCUGAGAACCCUGCUCCUAAAGGUGAAAGACCUUGGCUUGGGCUAUGACUCAGAAGAAACAGUCGUAUUCAAGUACUGCAGUGGAAGCUGCCCACAAACACGAACCAACCAUGACCUCACACUAGCUGUACUGCUACGUAAAAGUGAGAUACCCUCACUAGCUGAGGAGAAGAUAGCUAGUGAUCCCUGCUGUCGUCCCACUCAGUAUGAAGAUGUGGCCUUCUUGGACAGUAACCACCGCUGGCACAAAGUUGAGAAACUGUCGGCAUCAGCCUGUGCAUGUGUGGGAUGAGUAUGAAGUAAAAGAUAGUGGCAAAGUUUGUUUUGACUUUUUGGCUGUAGCACGUGUGUUUAAGAAAUGAGAUACAGAUUAAGGCAAUCAGAAAGACUACAAUGGGUACGCACAAUCAGAACUGCAACAGUUUCAAAUUCUUAAGUAACUCUCCUUGAUACAAGAAUCUUUAGCAGUGAAACGACUUUAUGGAGAAGACAUCUAGGUUGAUCCAGACAACCUGAACUGGUGUUUCACUGGAACAAGCACACACUACAUUAGUCCUAUUGAUUUAACUGCUUUAGUUGGAUGGCGUAUUAUAAUUUCUGCUCACCUUAAACGUUCUCAAACUUUAUGUAGU